Messenger RNA from Hydra vulgaris (swiftwater hydra), 399 nucleotides. Lineage: Eukaryota; Metazoa; Cnidaria; Hydrozoa; Anthoathecata; Hydridae. The record is from RefSeq and is a predicted model, not a curated record.
AUGGGUUUCUGUUGUGAUCAAGGCAAAGCAACGAAAGUAUGUCGAAAAGGUGCAAAGCGUGUUUUGAAACUCAAUGGUAACAGUGAAAAAAUCCAUUAUACAGUGAACAAUUGCUGUAAUGCUGAUGGAGCUGAGUGGGCUUUAGGUGGUCCGAAUGGUACCAAAUAUUCAAUUUCUAAAUCUGGUUGGAUGGAGCAUAGCACAUUUACUGAAUGGUUGAAGGAGGUGUAUAUACCAGAAUGUCAAGCUGUUAGUGGUACUUAUAUUUUACAUCUUGAUGGACAUACGUCUCACGUCAGUUUAGCAGCUGUAUUGCUAAGUCGGGAAAACAAUAUAAUUUUGAUUUGUUUACCAUCCCACUCAUCUCACAUUCUUCAGCCACUGGACAGAGGUGUCUAA